CUCUGCAAAAACAUUGAGUGCGUAAACGUUCUGUAAAACCGAGGUCUAGAAAGAGCAAAUAAAACAUAAAAUAAUCGAGUUCUAGAGAGAGAAAUUGAUAUGGAUGGGAGAGGUGGUUGCUGCAUAGCUAGAUAUGCAGGAGGGGGUGCGUACGAUAUGUCUAAGGUGGACAGGAUAAUGCUCCGGUUCCGACCGAUCGCGCCGAAACCAGCGACGAGCGGUUCGGUUUCCGGUGGAUCUACGCCGGAGAUCAGCGAACACAGCGUCAAAGGCGGGAGAGGCAAGCGAAAGUACGUCAGAGAUCAUGGCAACAACAACAGGCGGUGCAACAACAACAACAACAGAAAGAGGAAAUCUUCGCCGGAGGAAAAGCGAGUCUCGUCGGUGGCGACGGCGGUAGAACCGAUGGUGACUCUCCCUCUCCUGCCUGAAACCCCGGAGCCGAAAGACUCGCCGGCGAGGGUUUCACCGGAAGUGAGAGACUCACCGAUGUGGUUGAGCUUUGACAAACUCGAUAACAACAACAUAGAGUUGGGGAUCUACGGGUCGUCAGAUCGGACGGUGGCGAUUCCGAGACCGGUGAGACUUCUAGGCUCGUGUAUAACGGUGGAAUGCGUGACGGACACGUGGAUGGACGGUAACGGUUUGGGAUGUACGGACGAGGAGAGGAAGAUGAAUCUGGAGAAGGACAGUUGUCCGGGAUUUAUAUCGGAUGGAUUCGGAAGAGUGACGUGGACAAACAGAGCUUAUAGGAAGAUGGUAGGACAUGGAGAAGAAGGCGGUGAGGAAGAGAUGAUGGUUUGGUUGGUAUCGAAGGAGAGAGUACCUGUGGCGGUGACGCUAACGUACCCGGCGUUCACAUGCAGAGUAAGACUGCAGUACAUGUAUGGUGGCAAAGAGAAAACGUCUCUGACACUGCCUUGUGAUGUGUGGAGAAUGAACGGUAGUGGUGGUUUUGCAUGGCGGUUGGACGUCAAAGCUGCUCUCUGUUUAGGUCGGUAAUAUCAUCAUCAUUACAGCCGUCUGAUCAGAUUACCUUUUCUUUUUUAAAAAUAUUGACAUGGACAUAGACCCAAAAAAAAAAAAAAAACAAAAAAACAAAAAAAAAAACAAAACAAAAAAAAAAUAACCCCAAGCCUCCUCUUAGUUUGCUUAUGUUAAAAUUGUGAAUAUUACUUUUUUUUUUUUUGGGGGGUUAAUUAACGUUCGGCUUUAUCUUUGUCUGAGUGGUUUGGGUGGUACUUGGUGUUGUAUGAAUUUUAUAAGAUUAUCAUCAUCGAGAUUGAAAUUUUAUGUAAUAUAUAUUGUUUUAUUA
This is a messenger RNA of Ziziphus jujuba (common jujube), 1315 nucleotides long. RefSeq lists its product as uncharacterized. Lineage: Eukaryota; Viridiplantae; Streptophyta; Magnoliopsida; Rosales; Rhamnaceae. The record is from RefSeq and is a predicted model, not a curated record. Bases 100 to 1002 code for a protein of 300 amino acids. The transcript has a single exon.